GCUUUCACCGCUCGCCCUGCAGACACAUCUAGACGCUUCCUUGUGUUGCAGACGUGGGUGUCUCUCUCUGUUGGCUGCUGUAGUUUUCUUUUUUUUUUUUCAGCGUCUUAACAGUUGUGAAGUUUCAGACCUCAGAUGCUUUUGGGUGAUUUAUGAGCUAAAUCUCUGGAGAAAAAGUACUUCUUCACACUUUGGAAAUGGAGCCAAUGAAAUCUUGAGGGUGUGUGUAGUCAGAGUUUUUCCACGGUCCUGAUGCUAGCUCUGCCCAGAUGUUCGCCAGCUUUGAGGGGGACUCUCACCUUGCGCUGCUCUGCCCUCUCUCUGGGGAGUGUUACCGCAAGCAGCCAGUCGUCCACCACAGCCAGGCCCCAGUUUCUGAGAGCCCAGGCUGCUCUGUUUCACCAAACUAAAGACAAAGCCAGUCUUGACCCAAACAAGCCCACCUCAGCAUUGUCCUCUGGGUCCGGGCUAGAGGGGGAGCUGUUUGGGAUGGGGAUGUGGUCGCUGGGUCUCGGCGCUGUCGGAGCUGCCAUAGCCGGGAUCUUCCUGGCCAACACUGAUCUGUGUCUACCUAAAGCCGCAGAGGCAUCGCUGGAGUACCUGGAAGAUGCUGACCUCCGCUCCACCAUAGAUGGUGACAAGGUCAUCAAAGCAAAGGGCCUGUGGGAGAAGGACGGGGCUGUGGUCAUGGCUGUACGACGACCUGGAUGAUUUUUGUGCAGAGAGGAGGCCUCUGAGCUGUCCUCUCUGAAGCCUCAGCUGGAAGAGCUCGGGGUCCCUCUGGUCGCUGUGGUGAAGGAGAAUGUUGGCACAGAGAUCCAGGACUUCAGACCGCACUUUGCUGGGGACAUCUACAUAGAUGAAAAGAAACACUUCUACGGCCCGCUGCAGAGGAAGAUGGGUGGUCUAGGGUUCAUUCGCCUCGGAGUGUGGCAGAACUUCAUCCGGGCCUGGAGGUCCGGUUACCAGGGCAACAUGAACGGCGAGGGCUUCGUCCUGGGGGGCGUGUUUGUCAUUGGGCCUGGCGACCAGGGGAUUCUCCUGGAACACCGUGAGAAGGAGUUUGGCGAUAAGGUGGACAUAGCAGAUGUUUUAGAGGCUGUCAAGAAAAUUGUUCCACUGAAAUAAGUUCUUUUGGUGUUAGACGAAGAACAGGUACACUGAACAAGAAGAAGUAAGAAAUAAUUAGUAUUUUUUAUUUGACAUAUCUUGACCUUGUAGUCAAGGUCCAUCCAUCACUGAAAUACUGAUAUUGUAAUGACAUUUUCAUCUGUUUGCAUUGUCCAAUGUUAUAAUUUUGUCCUUUGCACAUUAAUUUACUGUAGGUUACAAAAAUCCAGCUGUGAAAUACAGGACAGAGCUAAUAAUAAUAAUAUUACAGCAUAUGUCUCUGAAUAUUGACCUCUGCAAACACCCUAGAAGCUAGUUUCCUUGAAACGGGUACGUAAAACAGGUAGUAAGGGACUUAAAGGCAGCAUUUUCAUUCAGGUACAUCGGCCAUUAAAUUUAAGGUCACUUGAAAUCUUCAUUCUAGACAUAAUUCAACCUUAAGGCUGGAUUUCACGUGUUUAGUAAAUCUAUUAACAUCUGUUAAUAGAUGUACAUUUUAAUGACGUUCCUGUGUGUUAUCUUUGUUUGCUUCUCCUGGUCAGGCACAUAAAUAGACCUCCAGUGUGGUCGAUGAGCACGUGUGUGCUCUGUGUGUGUGAUAAUGACAAUCUGACUCUAAACUCAGCAUUGAGAGGAGCGGGUUUGAUGCUCAAACACACACGGGUUCCACUGCUGUCGCAGUGCUGAGGAGUGUUUGUGGAGCCUGGUGCAGGUGUUGCUUUAAUGUGUGUACAUGUGUGUUAAAAAGUAUGUACCUGUACAUGUGAAUCCUAGCUGCAGAAAAUAAAAACCUCAUCACCAUA
This is a messenger RNA of Toxotes jaculatrix (banded archerfish), 1913 nucleotides long. Its product is annotated as peroxiredoxin-like 2A. NCBI's taxonomy places the organism in Eukaryota, Metazoa, Chordata, Actinopteri, Toxotidae. The transcript is spliced from 7 exons. The record is from RefSeq and is a predicted model, not a curated record.